AUUUUUAGUUCUAUCCUUCCCUUUUCCAGCUAUAGUUUGUUGCAAAUCAAAAUGACAAGCUUAGGGAAGUUGGGCCAAUGGCCCUUACUAACAGCUGCUUUGGCAAUUUGCUUAGUAGCCAGCACUGUUGUUGCUGAUUACUCUUAUGGCUAUACUUCUCCUUCUUACAACUCUAAGAAGUACUACAAAUCACCAUCUCCAUCCAAGUAUGAGGUACCCACUCCUUACUACAAGAAAACUGAGAAACCUGCUGCACAUUCUCCGUCACACUACUAUAAAUCUCCAGCACCAUCGAAGCACGACUAUUACAAGUCGCCAUCACCAAUAAAAUAUUACAAAUCGCACUUGCCAACAAAAUAUUACAAGUCGCCUGCUCCUUCAAAGCAAUACUAUAAGUCACCCGUUGUAGUGAAAUAUUACAAGUCACCCGCUCCUGUAACACAUUAUUACAAGUCGCAUGUUCCAUCAAAACACUACUACAAGUCACCAUCUCCUUCAAAACACUAUUAUAAGUCAUCGGUUGCAAAGAAGUAUUACAAGAAACAUACUCCUUCAAAGUAUUACUACAAGUCACCUGUUCCUUCAAAGAAUUACUAUAAGUCACCAGCUCCUUCAAAACACUACUACAAGGCACCAGUUGCAACCAAGUAUUACAAGUCACCUGUUCCCUCAAAGCAUUAUUACAAGUCACCUGCUCCCACAAAGUAUUAUUACAAGUCCUCAACUCCUUCAAAACACUACUACAAGGCACCGGUUGCAACCAAGUAUUACAAGUCACCUGCUCCCUCAAAGCAUUAUUACAAGUCACCUGCUCCCACAAAGUAUUAUUACAAGUCCCCAACUCCUUCAAAGUACUACUACAAGUCCCCGUCGCCAGCAAAGUACUACAAGUCGCCUACAACUUAUAAUUCACCACCUCCACCAAAAACCUAUGAACAUUCGCCAUCAUAUUACUCACCUCCACCACCAACUUACUACAAGCAAACACCUAUCUACCCUUCACCUCCACCACCUGUGAAGUACGAGCAAUCUGUCACCUAUGCUUCACCUCCACCACCAACAUACUACAAGCAAGAACCCACCUAUGCUUCACCUCCACCACCUGUGAAGUACGAGCAAGCACCCACCUAUGCUUCACCUCCACCACCAACGUACUACAAGCAAACACCCACGUAUGCUUCACCUCCACCACCUGUGAAGUACGAGCAAGCACCCACCUAUGCUUCACCUCCACCACCAACGUACUACAAGCAAACACCCACGUAUGCUUCACCUCCACCACCUGUGAAGUACGAGCAAGCACCCACCUAUGCUUCACCUCCACCACCAACGUACUACAAGCAAACACCCACGUAUGCUUCACCUCCACCACCUGUGAAGUACGAGCAAUCUGUCACAUAUGUUUCACCUCCACCACCAACGUACUACAAGCAAACUCCCACCUAUACUUCACCUCCACCACCUGUGAAGUACGAGCAGUCAGUCACCUAUGCUUCACCUCCACCACCAGCAACAUCUCCCCCACCAACCUACUACUAAUAUUCAACCCUUCCCCUCAAUUAUUUUCCACAUCUCCAUGACUUAUAACUCCUUUUCAUCCUCUCUCCGAGUAUUUUCAUUUUCUUUCCGCCACAGUUUUAUGUAUGUUUCCCAAAAUGAUCGGCUUUGCUUGCUGUGUGUUCUUUUAUUUAAUAACUUGUACUAUCAUAUGAGUUUUAAGUAAGAUCCUUGAGAUCUCCAUCAAUUUGGCUUUAUUGUAUCAAGAUCCUUUUUUUUUGUUGUAAUUUAUCAAGAAUCUGCAGUUAAUCUAAUAUUAUUUCUUAUCCGUUGAAUACUUUA
Messenger RNA from Nicotiana tabacum (common tobacco), 1839 nucleotides. RefSeq lists its product as uncharacterized. Lineage: Eukaryota; Viridiplantae; Streptophyta; Magnoliopsida; Solanales; Solanaceae. The record is from RefSeq and is a predicted model, not a curated record.